Molecule: messenger RNA, 6700 nt
Organism: Rana temporaria (common frog)
Lineage: Eukaryota; Metazoa; Chordata; Amphibia; Anura; Ranidae
Gene: TTC3
Product: tetratricopeptide repeat domain 3
Exons: 47
Coding region: 138-5795 (1885 amino acids)
Molecular function (GO): protein binding
Source: RefSeq, a predicted model, not a curated record
GUGCGUGUCUCGGAAAGACUUCGCUGGCUGGUAAAGUGAGGAGGAAGAGGAGGGCGGACAGCGGCGGGAGGAGAGAAGGGAAGAGAAGAAGAAGGGACCCGUGUGGUGUGCGCCUCAGAACUGCAUUCUAAACCAAAAUGGAGCACAAAAGGAGAAAUACCGUGUAUAAGCAGGUGGAUUUGGAGAAUGGCCAAAUUGUUGGCAUAUCGGACCCUGAACUGAGUGAUUUUGAGAAGGAACAUUUUCUCCUAAUGUCUGAUGUCGCCAGGGACAACUUAAGGCAUUUAAACAUUCCACCUGACGUCCCGUAUAACAUGCGCACCACGCUGUUCCCUCCCCAGUGUCCGAGGGGUCAUCAAAGAAAACCUAAUGACCCUGUAAUAGUCAUUGUAAGAGAAGUUGAACCAAUCCCCUUCUGGUUUUCUCACACAAGUGCAGAUCGCCUUGAGAAUUGUGAGUUGAUGAAGAUGUAUAUGUUAUGGCCUGUUUUCAUGCAUUCUACCAGCCACACAAGAACAUGUUUGCGGACUAGAGAACCACAUAGUUUAGAGAUGACCAUUAAAGAGUUAAACUAUAUUGAACUAUUUGAAGAUCUUGCUGAGCUCUUUAAGAAAAUAGCGGACCGACGACAUUUGGUGGAGGAGGCAUUCAAAAUUGGAUGGAAAAUUGAAAAAGGAAAAUAUAAAGUAAAGAAUUCUUAUGUAACCGAUGCCAUGUUAUGGAUUGAGUCCACGGGAGAAGAAACUUUGUAUAAGAAGAUAAAAUCCCAGCCAAAAUCCCAGGAAAAAGUUCGUAAUCGAGUCCUACAGACCUUCUUUACAGAGUAUGCCUUUUUUUUAAUUAAAAUGGCAAAAGAUCACCGAAAAUUGUCUGAAGAGGUUAAAUUGCAAGUGUGUGAAUUAUGUGAUAGGGAAUCAGAAGAGCAUAGGGCUAUUGGCAAGAGUGAGUUUGAAAAAGAGCACUAUGAUAUGGCAGAAUUUGCGUACACCACAGCUAUAUAUUUCAGUCCUGAAAGCUUUGUUCUAUUCAGCAAUCGAGCGCUGUGCUAUAUCCGGAUGAAUAUGUAUGGGAAGGCUUUGACCGAUGGAAAGAAAGCAAUUAUACUUAAAAACAUCUGGCCAAAGGGUCAUUAUCGGUUUUGUGAAGCCCUGUUUGCUCUUGGAGAAAUGGAGCGGGCAAUUGCAUCCAAUGAGAAAGCACAGGAAUUGUGCAGAGACUCACAGGAGGGUAUCAGAGACUUGAUCCAACAGCACAGCAAGUUUAAAAAACUGAUGAAAGAGGCAGCAGAACUCGCUGGGAAGAAAUCUAAAAAACCAACCUCUGACAAAAAAAGUUCCACACAGUCGGCCACAGAUAACGAAAGUAAAGGUAGUCAGACCACUCCACUAAAGGAAACUCCACCAAAGGAGACCACUAAUGCAGCUAGUGUGGGAACUGAAGAUGACUCGGAAACUGCCUCUGUGCCGCAGCAAAAGAAUGGAAAAUCCAAGGGAAAAAACUGUGAAGCAAGUGAAAAAUUAAAGGCUGUGAAUACAAAAAAUGACUCCCAGAAGGUUGUAUCUCCUCCCCACACACAGGUUGAUCUUACCUUGGUAAUGGAUAUGGUGAAGUCUCUUGUGCGCGAUGCCCAAGAAGCUCUAUCUGACCAGCGAUGUCACAGUGCUGAGGGCAUGCUCUCCCAGGUGCUAGAAAUAUUGAGCCAGCACGAUAUCCAGAGCCUUCGUCUUACUAAGACAGAUCAUGUUGUUCUCAUAUAUGGACAUGCAAAUGCUCUACUUGGCAUUAGAAAGUGUGUGGAAUUGUCAUGGGCUGAAAAACGUUUCAAGGAAAUUAUCCAACAGCACUCAAAAGAAAGGUUUAAUUGUCUGGCUUUCUAUGGUAUCGGCAAUGUUUAUCUCAAGCAAAAUCAGUUUUCCGAUGCUUUGACUCAAUAUGUGAGAUCUAAGACCAUGCUGAUGCACAAUAUGGUUCCAGGAGUGCUAGUUUGGCCAACAACAUCUAUUGUCAUCGAAGAGACUAGGCCAGAAAAAUUAGAGAUUCUCUUGAAUACCUGCAUAGAGGAAUGCAAGUUUCCACCUAAACCUGAUGCUGUUUGCCGCUUCGAGCAGUGUUUGAGUUUACCUAAAAUCCAGAUCUAUUUUACAGACCCUGAUUUCAAGGGCUUUAUCCGUAUGGUGUGUUGUCGGUACUGUAUAGUUGAAUUCCAUGUGUGUUGUUGGAAGAAGUUGAAGGCCACUACAUAUUCUGAUAAAAAUGACAAGGAUUUCCUAAGGUUCCCAUGUCUGACCCCAGACUGCGGAGGACACGUUUGUCAUAUUGUAAUAUAUGAUACUACAGGGGAAGUAAAAUGUGAGUUUGAAGAUAAAAUAGUAAAGAAGAGCCAACCACAUAAACCUGCUGUUAAACACAAAGGCACAAGUGCCAGAAAACCUAAAGCCAAGCAUGAAAAUAAAGCAGAGAGGAAGAAGAUAUUAGAGGAAGAACAUGUAGAUCAGCCCCAUAGUGGUAAUAGAGGGAAACAUCAAGAGAAGAUUCUUCAUGAUGCAGUUGUGAGUAAUGGUUACCAUAUACCGUGGGAUCCUUUGUUGUCGCUAGUAAUCCAGAAACAACAGCUCAUAAUUGAAGGAUGUCCAUUAUCCUUUCCUAAAUUCUGGGACUCUAUAACUGCAUGGAGAAUCCUAAGUGUACAAGAACUCAGCGAAUUUGACAAGAAUACCAGCCUACCGCCUCAGUCCAAUAGCAAGAUGAAAAAUCUUCUCAAUCAUCUCUACAAGCUAAAUGACAGAGUCAAAACCAGAGUGCUUCUGUAUCUGCUGAAAGUUCACCAUGACCAUAUAUCUAGUGAUCUGCACAAGUGGAUCUUGAUAGUAGAUGAAAAAGGUCUGCAGGCCGCAGAAGGAUUCAGAGUUCACAAUGAAGGACAUUUGAAAAAUAUUAAACUCCAGGAUGUCAUUAACUUAUGGAAUGUAUCUUAUGGGAAGAACAUAAACUAUGAAUUUACAGACUCUUUAGCCAACAGCCUGUAUGACACCCUGAUUAGUAUGAGCAUACAGGAGUUUCGGUGCUUUGUUUGGUUUCUUGCAGAGAAUCGGAACAUUGAAUCUGUAUCCACCUUAGGAAAAGAAUUAGAUAAAUAUUUCCAAGAAAUGGAUGUACCAAGUGGUAAAGUUCCAGCAUAUUCUCUUGAAGAGUUAAGUAAUAAAGUUCUAAAGAGUAAAUCUAAACAUCGAAAAAAAAAACUGAAUCAGCCAAAGACUAUAUAUAAACUGUCCGGUGCUGUCAGUACUAGAUCUCAGGAGGAUGAUAUUUUUUCAGAAGAAAAUACCUUAAGCCUUUUGGACCCUAAUGAGCCCUUUGUAGUACCUGAAUUUCUGCGGCGAGACAUGGAUGAGUUUCAGGGCUUCUUUGAUCCGGCGAUGUUCGUGGACAGAUAUGAUCAACAGUUUGAUGAUUCCAUGGACCAUGUUCGGGAAACUCUUUAUGAGUACUUUUCUCAAAUUUUGGAGGAACAUGGACCCCUCAAAUUAGAUGAUGAAAUUCUGAUCGCGGAGUACAAAAAAUUUCCAGAGGAAACUAAAAGGAUGGUAGAAGCAUCGGGUGGACUAAAGGAUUUUCUCCUGGGGUCUUUAUUGUUUUCCAUGGAUGGAGACAUGGUUACGCUAACAGGUUAUGACAUUCCAUACUUGGAGCAUGAUGAAGGUGGACACCAACUGAACCCAACCGCUAACGAGUUCACGCCUUCAUUCUCUAGACCUGUACCUGAUAAUAUUGACUUAUAUUCUGACCCCAGUCAGCCUGAACCUAAAAAUGGUAGUUCUAGAUCAGCUGAUGCAAGUCGUCCUUCAAUCCCACAUAGUGAUAUAGCCUUUAAUUAUGCCGAAUAUCCUGUAAUACAUAAUAAUUUUCAUCAGCGAACUUUAGACUCACCUCACAAUCCCACCUCUGAUACCGACCAGGACUCUUCUGAUAAUGAUGAUGAUACGGAUGAAGCUAGCGCAAGUAGCAGUGACUCUGAUUCAUCAUCUUUUAGCGAUAAAGAUGGAACAGUGAGUGAAACUACAUCAUUAAGCCAAGACAAUCUUAACAUGGGUGAGCUGGACUCUAACAUAAGUCAGUCCUUUGACAGUGAAAGUCAGCCAAGGAAUAAACGGACCGCUAUAGUAUCUGUACAGGUAAAUAUAGAAAUGUCACAUUGUGAAGUGAAUACAGAUGCCUUUCAGCCCUUUGAGUCUCGUCAGGGGGAUAUUUUGCGUAUGGAAAAGGAGCAGACAGCACUAAUGGAGCAACUCAAAGAAGCAACUGAGAAAUAUGAGAGCUUGAAGAGCCGCUUCCAAGAGGAGAUAGUGUCCCUAGAAGCGGAGACGACAAAGCAUGUAGAGUAUACUAAGAUUGCAAAAUUAGACCUGAAUGCGCUCCAGCAAGAUCAAGAAAAUAAGUCCAAGAAAUGGCAGCAAGAGAAGAAGGAAAACCAGGAGAAGAUUAAGGCUCUUAAAAAUAAUAUUAAGAUGACAACAGAUGCCAGUGACAGGUGUUCUAGAGGCAUUCAAGAAAAGAAAAAGCAGUAUGAAGCAUAUAUAAAGGAUUUUGCCAAGAUACAUUACAGUAAAUUUGAUAAAGAAAAAGCAACGCUGGAGAAGCAUGUAAAGAAGUGCGAGGAGGAAUGGGAGGAGAACAGACAGAGGGCCUUAGCUUCUGAGGUGAUUGUGCUGGAGAACAGGAAGCAAUGUGAACUCUUAAAGAUGAGGAUCAGAGCUGCCACUGUAGAUCGGAACAUCAGUAUGUUUAAUCCUGUAGUCCUCAGUAAUCCAGCACCUCACAUAAUACAGCAAUUACGGGAAAUGCAGACUCUUAAGUUAAAGCUGAAGAAGGAAAUGGAAAUGUUAGAGGCUCAGUUUGAUGAGAAAAUUAACUCCGCCAAAAGUGGUUUAAAGCUAAACAAUCUCUCUGAGACUCCUUUAAACGGUCUCCAGAGCCCACCCAGCGACCAGGCGCCACAAAUUCAUUCUCCACCAGAUCAAACUCGACUCUCAAGUAGUCCUUCUCCAGGCCUUGUAUGUGCUAAACCUGCCAGUCCUGUGCCUGCCAAAUCUCCAGGGAAGAAGGGUGCCGCUGGUAAAAAGGUCCAAGCUAAAGAAUUGAAGAAGGCUCCACCGUGUCCUGCAGCUGAUACUAAAUCUAAGAACCAACCCCCUGCUGCUUCAUCCAAUCAGGGGACAGCUGGCCAAGACAGAAAAUCACAUACACAGCCUGAACCAACGCUGCCAUCUCCUGCGAAGCCCACAUUGUUUGAUAAGAUCAUCCACGAGCUUCAUGAUAUCUUCCCUCGCUAUAAGAAGGCUGAGCUCACCGCCUUCAUCAAGGACUUUAGAGUUCGAAAUAAUGGGACUCUUUCUGGGCUCACACAUGAAGAUAUCAUAAGUAGAGUCACUGAAUAUAUACUGGACAUCCAAGCAAGGACUCCAGCAUCACCAUCAGCAACCCCGGCUGUAUUUAAGGCAGGAGCUGCCAUGCCUCAGACACUUUCACCCCAGUCUAAGCACCCAUGGAAAGUGGUCAACUUGACAAACAAGAACAAGUGGCAGAAUGAUUUGGAGUCUUUUAAUGAAGACCCCUGUAUAAUCUGUCACGAUGAGCUGAAGCAGUCUCCCGUGCACAAGCUGGACUGUGGCCACUACUUCCACAAGCAUUGUAUUAAGACGUGGCUGAACACACAGAGUACGUGUCCAACCUGCAGAGAGCACGCUCUGCUACCAGAAGACUUUCCUGUCCUGGCUGGGAGAAUGAGGACCGUAUAACCACAAAGUACUCCCCGUAAACCCCGACUUGUGAAUCCUUCUGAUUGCAGAUGUCUAGUUACACACCAUCUUUCUUUUCUGACUUGGAUCGCGAGAAGGGCGUAUCUUGUGAUGGCUUCCAACUGCGCUCUUUAUUGCCCAGAUCUUCCAUUGUGCUUUUAUCUCGUUAUCAGACAGUAUUCCUUUUGUGUGCAGUUUUUUUAUUUUUGUCAAUGGGGGGACCCAGCUUCACAGUACACAACCUAGUGUUACAUAGGUCGAAAAAAGACACAAGUCCAUCUAGUGUUAUAUUGCUGCCUACUGAAGUGGGCACUAGGCACAUAAAUAAUUGCUAGGGACUGUAACUCCAUUCUAUAAAACUGCUUUGUUUCACUUUGUGAACUCAAGGAGUACCCUUCCCCUUUUUUUUUUUCUCUUAAAUCUGAAGAUUUUCUAUUUUUUAUCCUAAUCAAACAGUACAGGACACAGGCAAAGUGUUCAUAGACCCUGGGUUAUAGACUCAGGGAAACAGCCACUGGGAGUCUGGUAAAUUUUAAGCCAGAUAUUGUCAGCCAAUGAGCACAGGUUUUGCAACCUGACGUUCCUCUACAAUGGAAUACUGGUGUCUCUCUACAAUGGUCCUUUCUUUUUUACUUACCAGAUAGUAGACAUGACAUUUUUGUUUUCGUUUCAAGUAUUUUUUUUGUAACGAAUUUCAACAAAUUCUUUCUUUCGGAAAUGUUUCCAAAUAUUCAGAAUUUGUGGAAAUUCAGAAAUCCGUAAAUUUGAAAAUACGGAAGAACCAAAAUCUGAAAUAACAAACUAAUAAUGUAACUAUUACUAAAACAAUAAAUUGUAGGUAUUGGAAUUUUCCUAUAAAGUUGGCUGUUGGUGAAUGUAACGAAUACAAAUUAUCCGAAAUAACG